This is a messenger RNA of Phalacrocorax carbo (great cormorant), 2637 nucleotides long. NCBI's taxonomy places the organism in Eukaryota, Metazoa, Chordata, Aves, Suliformes, Phalacrocoracidae. The record is from RefSeq and is a predicted model, not a curated record.
CACGUGGCGGCUCCGUGCCCGCCCGCCGCGCUGCCAUUGGUUGGGCGCGGCUUAGGGGCGUGGCCGCGCCGGCUCCGGAAGGGACGCGCGGCGGCGGCGGACAUGGAUUCUGAAGCACUUAAAAAAUACUCGGCGUUGCAUCCUAAACCUGCUGGGCUUACUCUUCAGUAUGGCACCGCGGGAUUUCGCGCCAACGCCGGGCAGCUUGAUCAUGUCAUGUUCCGCAUGGGCUUGCUGGCAGUCCUCAGGUCCAAAGCCAUCGUAUCUACUAUUGGUGUCAUGGUUACGGCAUCUCACAAUCCUGAAGAAGAUAAUGGUGUAAAGCUGGUUGAUCCUCUUGGUGAAAUGCUGCACCCUUCCUGGGAAGAGUAUGCCACGCAACUAGCAAAUGCAGAGGAGCGAGAAUUACAGAAAAUAAUAACCGAGAUCUGCCAAAAAGCAGCAGUGAACCAGCACAAAGACGCUUCUGUUUUUAUUGGUAGAGACACCAGGCCAAGCAGCGAGAAACUUUCACAGUCAGUAAUAGACGGUAUCUCCGUUCUAGGCGGUCAGUACCAUGAUUAUGGUCUGGUGACAACACCUCAGCUACAUUACCUGGUCUGCUGUCAAAACACCCAAGGGCAGUAUGGGAAAGCAACGCUGGAAGGUUAUUAUGAAAAACUAUCCAAAGCUUUUACGGAACUGAUAAAACAGUCUCUCAGCCCUGGAGAGAGUCAGAGGCACCUGAAGAUUGACUGUGCCAAUGGAAUAGGAGCCCUGAAACUAUCAGAAAUGGAGCCCUACUUUCCAAAGGAGAUAUUAAUUCACCUAUAUAAUGAUGGAACCAAGGAGAAACUCAAUCACUUAUGUGGUGCAGAUUAUGUAAAAGUUCACCAGAAGCCACCUAGAGGGCUAGACAUGAAGCCCAACGAGAGAUGCUGCUCAUUUGAUGGCGAUGCAGAUAGAAUUGUUUAUUACUAUAAGGACGCAACUGGCCAUUUUCACCUAAUCGAUGGAGAUAAAAUAGCAACUUUAAUUAGUAUCUUCCUUAAAGAACUUCUUGCCAAGGUGGGACAGACUUUAGAGAUGGCAGUGGUACAAACAGCAUAUGCCAACGGGAGUUCAACACGCUACCUUGAGGAAACACUGAAGGUACCUGUUCACUGUGUCAAAACAGGAGUGAAACACUUGCAUCACAAGGCCCAGGAGUUUGAUGUUGGCGUUUAUUUUGAGGCAAACGGACAUGGUACAGUAUUAUUUAGUAAAGCUGCUGAAACUAAAAUAAGACAACUGGCAAAAGAGGAAAAAGAUGAUGGAAAAAGAGAAGCAGCAAAGGUGCUUGCAAACAUGAUUGACCUGAUUAAUCAGACUGUCGGUGAUGCUGUCUCAGACAUGUUGGUUAUUGAAGCAAUCCUGGCUUUGAAAGGUCUGACUGUGGAACAGUGGGACACCAUCUACACUGAUCUUCCCAAUCGGCUGCUCAAAGUGCAGGUUGCAGACAGGCGAGUUAUUGACACAACGGAUGCAGAAAGGCGUGCAGUUACACCUCCGGGACUACAAGAGAAAAUCGAUGCGCUUGUGAAGAAGUACAAGUUGUCACGAGCAUUUGUCCGUCCAUCAGGAACAGAAGAUGUAGUUAGAAUAUACGCUGAGGCAGACACACAGGAGAACGCAGAUGCCCUCGCCCAUGAAGUAAGCCUGGCUGUUUACAACCUUGCUGGUGGAAAGGGAGCACCGCCCCAGCCUCUAUAACAAAUGAUACAACUGCAGCUAAACUUUAUAACUUGACUUAUUCUUUUAAUAUUACUUUGUUUACCAUUUGCUAGCAAGGAUAUAUCCAACCCUUCCUGAGAGUAGCAAGGAUUAAUCAGAACUGAGUGGAAUAUUAUUCUGCUUAUUCUUUACCUCUGUUAGCAACUUACCUCUUAUUAAAGAGGCUCUUGCUGCUGAAUGUUUUCUCCACCUCCCCCAGGUUUGUCUAGCUUCUGAAGCUGAAGUAACUUAGAGGUGACUCACUUCUGACAGUCAGCAGCCUGAUCAUGCCCAGGAGGAGUUCUGCCCCCUCCCAGCUUAUUUCAUAGGUUAUCAUCAUGCUGUGCCUGAAGUCCACCUCCCGCACCCUCAGCGCACUUGCAGUAGCUGUGUUUGACUCGAGCUCUGUGGCUGCGCGUGCAGUAGCGGCAGUACAGCACACUGCUGAGGAAACAUCAUCUCCCACCUCCCCACAGCAACUGAAUCAGCUGUGGGCAAACGGUAGAAGGCAGAGGCUGUCACUGGUCUUGAGAUUCAGCUCACCUCUGUUCAAGGGGAAACAAUAUAAUGAAAAAGAGCAUUUGCAAAUAACAUUAUUGCAAUAAUAUUAUCUUCAUUAGAUACUUUUGACAUUAUAAAUACUAUUAUUGCUUUCUAAGCAACACUUUAAUCACUCUCAUGAGGGAAGGGACAGAGACAAGUUUGUCUUCUGUGGCCCUUCUACUCCCCAGCAGUGUGAAGGGGCUGAAAUGUUUUCAAUACACAAGUAUCCGCAUAUUUCAGUUCAGGGUAGGUACCUCUGACACACUUUUUCACUGUAGUCCUAUAUUAACUCCUGGCAUGAUGGCACUUUCCGGAUUGCCGAAUAAGCACAAGUUCCAAUGGAUCAAUAAAAAAGACAAAAAU